AUGCCAGAGAUUCGUCGUGGCAGCUCCGUCCACGCGAGCUCGACCCCGACGUCUCCCGUCGAUGCCCCGUCCUCCCACCUACCGCCAGUUCCGACGCCGCCCUCACACCCCAUCGCCCAGUCCCAGAGCAACGACGAGACGACGACAAAAACGCACGACGCUGCUGCCACCGAUCUGCGCGCCACCUCCUCCAUAGACCGCACCAGCGACAGACCUCCGCGCCGUUCCAUCACCCUCUCCGCCGUCAAGAAGCCGUUGCGCCACUCCACCGACGUCCACCGCGCCGCCGCCGCCUCCUCCUCCCUCCUCGCCGGGCAGGUCGCCAAGACACGGUCCCCUCCCGCCGCCGACGCGCAGCCUCCCCGACGUAGCCUCUCCUACGCGCAGCGCGAGUCCGCCGCCGCCUACUACGACUCGCGGGCCGCCACGCGGGCCGAGUGGCGGCGGCGCGGCAAGACGCUCGAGGAGUACUACGACGACAACCCGGGCCUGCUGCCGCAGCUGCCCUUCACGUGGCACCACGGCUGGCGCCGCUGGCGCCUCUUCAUCUUCGCCUUCCUCGUCUUCGUCGACGCCUGCGCCAUCCCCAUCGCCCUCUACUACGGCAUGUGGUACGCCGGCAACGUCGAGGGCUACAUCAUCUUCGCCGUCGUCACCACCAUCUGGGGGGGGCCGACCUACCUCGAGUUCGCCGUCCGCACCCUCCGCCUCAUCAAGCGCGAGCGCUUCUACCGCCCGCUCGGCACCGACAGCCGCUGGUGCUUCGACCUCGUCACCUACGCCUCCGUCGUCACGAUCACCGCCGUCACCGCGCUCUUCGUUGUCGGCAGCGUGCCUCACAUCGUGUGGCUCCGCGUUCUGUGCAUGCCCGCCCCGGCGAUUCUGUACUGUAUCGGUGGCGUCAUGAUAUUGAUUUUGCUCUACCACCAGAUGGGAUGGAAGGCCCCGUUCCGGCUCAGUUCUACCCCUAAGGGCGGCAAGGUGCUACCGCCCGCGUAUUAUUUCAUCGAAGACGUGGUCGCCGUCAAUGCCGGCGGCGGCCGCCCCUUUCGUGAGGCCCUCGCCGCUCGAUACAAGGCCAGCCCCCGUUUCCGUCGUAUGCUGUACAUACAGUCCAUAUUCUGGAGCAUCCCUGCCAUCAUCCUCGCCAUUCCCCUGACCGUCAUUGCCGUCAUCCACUCCGUUCCCGCCACGGUGGCCUACGGCAUCUGCUGGGCCGUCCCCUUCAUCUGGAUGGUCAUCUGGGGCGUCAUAUCCGUCUUCUGGUGCAAGGCCGACAUGGUCCGCGAGCGUCUCGAGUGGCAAGCCGGCAAGGUCGAGGGGACUACCACUCCAAUGCCGCACAUUUCGCCUUCCUCGACACCACCACCGAGCAAACCACUGCAAAGUGAUACCGCGACAAAUGGCACAGAGGAGGCAUGA
Messenger RNA from Cordyceps fumosorosea ARSEF 2679, 1422 nucleotides. RefSeq lists its product as hypothetical. Lineage: Eukaryota; Fungi; Ascomycota; Sordariomycetes; Hypocreales; Cordycipitaceae. The transcript is spliced from 2 exons. The record is from RefSeq and is a predicted model, not a curated record. Bases 1 to 1422 code for a protein of 473 amino acids.